UACUCUGUCUCUGGAUGUCAACAAAUCAAGCGCGCGAAACUCAUCAGACGAUCAAAAGUCCAUUUUCAACGAUUGGCUGACAUUUUGAUUGAGGUAUAAUGGAUCUUUCAGAUUUUGCCAGUGACAACAGUAGAAAUAUAGUUUUAAAAUCCAUUGUUCCUCAAGUUUGUAAAGAUGAACCAUGUUGUUUGGGAAUAGAUGAAGCUGGGAGAGGACCCGUUCUAGGCCCUAUGGUUUAUGGAGUUAGUUUCUGCCCGGUGUCUUGUAAGGAAAGGCUUGCUGACCUAGGAUUCGCAGAUUCUAAGACCUUGACUGAGGAGCAGAGAGAUAAUCUUUUUUCUAAGAUCAAGCAAGCAGAUGAUUUUAUUGGAUUUGAGGUGGAAGUUCUCUCCCCCAAUUUCAUAUCCACAGCAAUGCUGAGAAGAACUAAGUACAGUUUGAAUGCAAUAUCUAUGGACUCUGCCAUUGGUUUGCUGAAUCUAGCUAUACAGCAAGGAGCUAACAUCAAAGAGGUAUAUGUUGAUACAGUUGGAGAUUCCACCAAGUACCAGGAGAAACUUCAAGGAUUGUUUCCUGGUUUAGAUAUCACUGUUACACCAAAAGCUGAUGCAAAGUUUCCCAUCGUCAGUGCUGCCAGUAUAUGUGCCAAGGUGAUGCGAGAUCAGGUUUUAAAGUCUUGGACAUUCAAAGAAGGUGAUGAUAUUGUCACAGGAAACUAUGGAAGUGGAUACCCUGCAGAUCCAUCAACGAAGCAAUGGUUAUUGGACAACGUGGAUAAAGUGUUUGGAUAUCCCCAGUUUGUACGCUUCAGCUGGUCUACAACUAGUACUAUUUUAGAAAGCAAAGCCCGUUGUGUACACUGGGAUGAUGAUGAGGAAGACACUGCUAAAGGAUCAGCUUCUUUAUUCUCAUUCUUUGCUCCUAAAAAUGCCGACCCAAAAGACAAACAACAUUCCUUCUUUGAAGAGAGGCAUCUGAAAAGAGUUGUAUCAUUCUGAUUUCUACAUCAAACACAAUGUUUCAAUCUGUGUCGUCAUAAAAUUUUAACAAACUCACUCUCACGGAAAACUCCUCUUUAAAGAGAGGCAUCUGAAAAGAGUUGUGUCAUUCUGAGUUCUACAUCAAACACAAUGUUUCAAUCUGUGUCAUCAUAAAAUGUUAACAAACGUAUUCUCACGGCAAACUAAAAAGGCCUUCCAUGCAUCAGGCCUGGUUAAGGUGAUCCUUAUGGACGUUGUUUAUAGCUUUGCCCAUAAAAUUCAUCACACUGCGCACAUACGCUGCCCGCCCAAAGAUUUUGCCACUUUUGGGUCCAAAGCUGGUAUCAUGUUUGUUUGUAGUUUUAAGCAUUUGUUAAGACAGAAACUUAAAUUUUGAGAAGACUUUUGUGAUUAUCAAAGAAAAACUCGACUGAAAGGAACUCCCAUGGUAAUCAGUGGAGCCAGUUUGUGUUAAGUGGGCAUGGCUUACAGUGAAAUAAUGUCAUGCAGCACAACCAUAUGUUUUGCCUUCCUUUGAUGUGUACACACAAAAUCAUAUAGUUAAGUUGUUUCUUGACCAGCAGAGCGAUGGGCCAUAACAAUUUGGUCUUUUCCGUAAAAUAGCUCACUGCAAAAUCAAAAUCUGUAAACUGUGAUAACUGAUUAAAGAUACACAAAUCUUUAUUAUUUUCAAUUAGUACAAUUGCAUUGUCAUCAUUGACAUUGUAAUAUUCAGCGUACUGAAAAUAGUGUGGUUAUAAUAAAGGCAAUCAGCAUAACAAGAUUAAAAUAAACUAAACAUUGAUCACUAUAUAUUGUAGUUUAUAUACCUAUGUACAGAAUGGUUCGUUGAGAUUGAAAAGCGCUUCAUGUGUUAAACACAGUGGCGUAGCUCAAUGAGUAAAAUAAUUACAAAAUGUUUGCUGUUCAGAGGCAAAUUUUGAAAAAGGUAAAACAAAUAAAGGCUAUAUUAUUUGAUUAUUACAACGUUUUGUUCUGACUGCUAAUUUUUCUGCCAAUGUUAAUGUAUAUGAAAUAAUAGGUGCAUAGAUGUUCCAUCUUACUACAGUGUCCUGGAUCAUUCGUAUAGGCAUAUUGACUAAAUCCACAUUUGUUUCUUGUAUUGCCUGUGUCAUAUCAGAAAGUAAAAAUUGUGUUAAAAUGCACGAAUUUUCCCCAAAAUUAGUAGCUUGAAAUCAUCAGUCAGUUAAUGUCCUGAACAUGUUAAUGUCCAUACCACUUGACUAGAGAUUGUCAUUUGCCUGUGCCUCAUUAGGCUUUGUGCUUGCAAAAGUGCCCUUAACAUUUUACCAACUAGAAGAUUUGCCUCUAUUGGUGCAGAUGGCAAGAGCUGCGAGGUUGGCAAUUAUGACAAAAAAUCACCCAAAACAUGGAUUUGUGCUUUACUUAAAACAGUUUAAUAAAAAAAAAAA
This is a messenger RNA of Asterias rubens (European starfish), 2413 nucleotides long. RefSeq names its product ribonuclease H2 subunit A-like. Gene Ontology annotation, molecular function: RNA binding; RNA-DNA hybrid ribonuclease activity. Gene Ontology annotation, cellular component: ribonuclease H2 complex. The record is from RefSeq and is a predicted model, not a curated record. Gene Ontology annotation, biological process: DNA replication, removal of RNA primer; mismatch repair. The transcript is spliced from 8 exons. Bases 99 to 998 code for a protein of 299 amino acids. NCBI's taxonomy places the organism in Eukaryota, Metazoa, Echinodermata, Asteroidea, Forcipulatida, Asteriidae.